This is a messenger RNA of Petromyzon marinus (sea lamprey), 3118 nucleotides long. Its product is annotated as V-type proton ATPase 116 kDa subunit a 1-like. Gene Ontology annotation, cellular component: plasma membrane; vacuolar proton-transporting V-type ATPase complex; vacuolar proton-transporting V-type ATPase, V0 domain. Lineage: Eukaryota; Metazoa; Chordata; Hyperoartia; Petromyzontiformes; Petromyzontidae. Gene Ontology annotation, biological process: proton transmembrane transport; vacuolar acidification. The record is from RefSeq and is a predicted model, not a curated record. Gene Ontology annotation, molecular function: ATPase binding; proton-transporting ATPase activity, rotational mechanism.
GCAAUCAACACACCCGACCCAAUUGGGCUGCCGACUCGACGCGUGCGGUGCCUCCUAUCAGCGGCUGCCAGCCGGGGCCCCUUCCGCGAGCCGGUGUGGCCGGAUCCUGGUGGUUGGAGGGAGAGUUGUAACACCAACAACAACAUCACCACCACCAACAACACCACCAACACCACGGGCACUGCGAGCGCCCGAGCGAUCCGGUGAGCAGUGGCCAGCACCGCCCCGGCCAGCCACGCGCGCUCACCACGUGGAUGUAUUUAUAGAGGCCUCCUCGCUGCCUCGUGGCGCACAGAGAGCUCGAGAGAGGGAGGGAGACCUCCAGGGUUGCCUCCACGUGCUGCACCACCACCACCCUCCACGGUCUGCCGCGUGCCGCUACUCCACCGCGCCGUCGAAGAUCGUGCCGCCACCACUACCGCCACCACCACCGCCGCCAUGCAGGGCUCGCUGUUCCGCAGCGAGGAGAUGUGCCUGGCGCAGCUCUACCUGCAGUACGAGUCGGCCUACUGCUGCAUCAGCGAGCUGGGAGAGCUGGGCCUCGUCCAGUUCCGAGAUCUCAACGGCAGAGUCAACGCCUUUCAGCGCAAGUUUGUGAACGAGGUGAAGCGCUGCGAGGAGCUCGAGAGAAUCCUGCGUUUCCUGGACAAGCAGAUGUCUGACGCGGGCGUGAAGGUGGUGCCCGAUGACCAGGACCAAGAAGCCCCUCUACCCAAGGUCAUGAUUGACUUGGAGGCGACGUUCGAGCGCCUGGAGACGGAGCUCAAGGAGAUCGGCACCAACAAGGUGACGCUGCGCCGGAACUUCCUGGAGCUCACCGAGCUGCGGCACAUGCUUCACCACACGGAGCCGUACUUCGCUUCGGGGGAGUCGAGGGACUUCCUGUCGGGCGACACGCUGAUGCUCAUCGACCCGGCCAACGCCAACGCCGCCGCCGCCGCAGCCUCCGCCCCGGGACUCAAACUCGGCUCGGUGGCGGGCGUCAUCAACCGCGAGCGGCUGCCGCCGUUUGAGCGAAUGCUGUGGCGCGUUUGCCGGGGAAACGUCUUCCUGCGCCACUCGGAGAUCGAGCAGGAGCUGGAGGACCCCGUCUCGGGUGACCCUCUCAAGAAAGAUGUCUUCAUCGUGUUUUUCCAAGGAGAUCAGCUGAAGAGCAAGGUCCAGAAGAUCUGCGAGGGGUUCCGUGCCACCGUCUACCCCUGCCCGGAGUCCCCGAGGGAGCGCAGGGAGACGAUGGAGGGCGUGACCACGCGUCUCGAGGACAUCCAGACGGUGCUGGGCGAGACGGAGGAGCACCAGCGGCGGGCGCUGUCCAACGCGGCGCUCAGCUCGGCCGCCUGGUCCGUCAGGGUGCGCAAGAUGAAGGCCAUCUACCACGCGCUCAACCUGUGCAACGUGGACGUCACGCAGAAGUGCCUCAUCGCCGAGAUGUGGUGCCCCGUGGAGGACAUGGACUCCAUCCAGCGCGCCCUCCUCCGCGGCACGCUCAAGAGCGACUCCACGGUGCCGCCCAUCCUCAACCGCAUGUUCACCACGCUGGCGCCGCCCACCUUCAACCGCACCAACAAGUUCACGUCGGGCUUCCAGAACAUCGUGGACGCGUACGGCGUGGGGAAAUACCGCGAGAUGAACCCCACCCCGUACACGAUCGUCACCUUCCCGUUCCUCUUCGCGGUCAUGUUCGGCGACUGGGGCCACGGCUUGGUGAUGCUCUGCUUCGCCGUGUGGAUGGUGCUCAAGGAGAGGGAGCUCCUGGCCAGCAAGAGCGACAACGAGAUCUGGAACACGUUCUUCGGCGGGCGCUACAUCAUCCUGCUCAUGGCCAUGUUCUCCAUCUACACGGGCUUCAUCUACAACGACUGCUUCUCCAAGUCGGUCAACAUCUUCGGCUCGUCGUGGCACGUGCGCGCCAUGUUCCAGCAGGGCGUGUGGAGCGCUUCGAUGCUGGAGCUCAGCCCGCUGCUGCAGCUGGACCCCAACGUGACGGGGGUCUUCUCGGGGAAUCCCUACCCCUUCGGCAUCGACCCCAUUUGGAACAUAGCGGGAAACAAGCUGACCUUUCUCAACUCGUACAAGAUGAAGAUGUCCGUCACCGUGGGCAUCAUCCACAUGAUCUUCGGGGUCAUCUUGGGCAUAUUCAACCACACGUACUUCCACGAGCCGGAGAGCAUCUUCCUGGAGUUCAUCCCUCAGCUGAUCUUCAUCCUGUGCCUCUUCGGCUACCUCGUCGUUAUGAUCAUCUACAAGUGGGUCAUGUACACGGCCGCCACCUCCUGGCACGCGCCCAGCAUCCUCAUCCACUUCAUCAACAUGUUCCUCUUCAACUACAGCGACAAGACCAACGCGCCGCUCUACAGCUUCCAGCAAGACCUGCAGACCUUCCUGGUGAUCUUCGCCCUCAUCGCCGUGCCCUGGAUGCUCUUCUUCAAGCCGUUCGUUCUGCGCUCCAAGCACCGCCGCGCGCAGCGCCUGCUCCAGAACUCGUACGUCAACGGCGGCUCCACGGACGACGCGGAGGUCGCGAGGGAGCCGCCGCCCGAGCCGGCGGAUCACGGCGGCGGAGCUCACGGUGACCACGGAGAUCACGGAGAGUUUGACUUUGGUGACGUGUUUGUGCACCAAGCCAUCCACACCAUCGAGUACUGCCUGGGCUGCAUCUCCAACACGGCCUCCUACCUGCGCCUCUGGGCCCUCAGCCUGGCCCACGCCCAGCUGUCCGAGGUGCUGUGGACCAUGGUGCUCAAGAUGAGCCUCAAGAACGGGGAGUGGUCUGGCCUCGUCAUCGUCUUCUUCAUCUUCGCCGCCUUUGCCGUCCUCACGGUGGCCAUCUUGCUCGUGAUGGAGGGCCUCUCGGCCUUCCUGCACGCACUGCGCCUGCACUGGGUGGAGUUCCAGAACAAGUUCUACCACGGCACGGGCGUCAAGUUCACGCCGUACUCCUUCGAGAGCAUGCUGCAGGAUGGCGGCGGGGACUCGGAGAGCUAGGCCCGGUGGAGCUUCUGACGGGGCCUGUCGCGGGGCCUUCUACGCAGCGGCCUCCCUGCUGCGGCCCAACGGUCGCGCCACCCCCGGCGCUCCGCAGCAUCGCUGCGUUUCAAGGCCCCGUUCCGCGUAGGCC